CGUUUACGUGUGCACUGUGUGUCAAUUUAUCAGUAAAAGAGCACUGUUUCAUAAUCGGGAAUAUGUUGGAGUGUAGUUUUUGAAACGGCUAAAAGUCACUCAAUCACACAUAUGGUCAAUUCGUCUUUGAACGUUUAAAUAUGCCAUUGCUGUCUGUUUCAAUCCAUUGAAAACAGUAUACCAAAACAUCAGACAUUUAUAUGUGUACAAUACAGCGUACGAUACAGUGUUUCUCCCGGUUCUCGUACAAAUAUUCCGUUUAAAGGUUUAAAGACGAAAAAAAAAAGAGUAUAAUUCAAAGUGCCUUACCAUCGGAAAACCUAUACAAAAUGCAUAAAAUUGGAUUCAUCGGUGGUGGAAAAAUUGCCCAAGCCAUGGCAAAAGGUUUCAUUAAAGCCGGUUUGACGAAAGCUGAUCGAGUAACAGCCAGUUGCCAUCCAUCGGAUCAGCUCAGUUUAAAUGCGUUCAAGGCGAUUGGUGCAAAAACGAUAACAGAAAAUGCUCCGGUCGUUGAAGAAUCCGAUGUUGUGUUUGUGUCAGUUAAGCCGGCAGUUGUGCCCGGAGUUUUACAAGAGAUAAAGAGCAUUGCAACGAAUAAGCUGUUCAUCUCGGUUGCCAUGGGCAUUACAAUUGCACAAAUGGAAAAUAUUUUGCCGCAAAAAACGAGAGUUAUACGUGUAAUGCCGAACACACCGGCCAUUGUUAAUCAGGGAUGUUCGGUUUUUGUUCGAGGAAAGAAUGCAACGCAAAAUGAUGCUGACAUCGCACAAUCACUGCUGCAAUCAAUUGGAACAAGUGAAGAAAUCACCGAAGACAUGAUGGAUGCUGUAACAGCACUUAGUGGAAGUGGUCCGGCUUAUGUGUUUGUUAUGAUUGAAGGACUUGCUGAUGGCGCCGUUAAAAUGGGACUACCACGUGAUCUCGCUUACCGUUUAGCAUCGCAAACAGUGCUCGGUUCUGGACAAUUACUACGCGAUUCAGGUGUACAUCCUGGCAAACUGAAAGACGAUGUUACAAGUCCAGCAGGUUCCACAGCGUCCGGCCUUUGGCAUUUAGAAGCAAAUGCAUUCCGUUCUACAGUUGCUGGUGCCGUCGAAUCGGCCACUUUACGAUGCAGAGAGAUUAGUAAAAAAUAACAUAACAACAUUUUAAUUUGAACCUUUUUUUAUUUGUUGCUUACGUAAUUAUAUAUUUAAAAAAAUGCUGUACAAUAUUAAUUUGAAGACAUAUCCCAUUAUUCCAUAAAUGUUUAUCGAAAUAUUUUCUAGAAUAAACUAGAUCUUCAUUUUUUUUUUUAAAUAUUAUUCUCGGGUAUAUGUUGGGUCUUGAGACAGUUUCAAUCUUAUUUUUUUAUAGAUACCAUAUUUUAAUAAAAAAAAAUCCAUUUCCCAUUCUUCAAGACGAAAAAAAAUGAAAAUAAAAACUCGAAAAUUACCGUUACACAGUUACGAUCUAUUCGAGAAUAAAAUAUCAAUUCAAAAGGA
Molecule: messenger RNA, 1484 nt
Organism: Contarinia nasturtii (swede midge)
Lineage: Eukaryota; Metazoa; Arthropoda; Insecta; Diptera; Cecidomyiidae
Gene: P5cr-2
Product: pyrroline-5-carboxylate reductase 3
Exons: 8
Coding region: 330-1136 (268 amino acids)
Biological process (GO): L-proline biosynthetic process
Molecular function (GO): pyrroline-5-carboxylate reductase activity
Source: RefSeq, a predicted model, not a curated record